AUGUGCAGUCUAGUGGAAGAGCUGGUGAACAAGCUUCUCCGCACCUGCCAAAUGCUCUCCAGGCAUCAGUUCACGCCACAGCUGCAGCCUGUUGUUGGGUUGGGUGGCUUCCGAGAAAUCUGUAAUGCUCUUCCAGGAGAAUUUUUCUAUCUCCUGCUUGUGCCCCUGAAGGCACCCCCCGGGCACUCCUUCCACCUUGAGCGAGGCACAGAAGGGGAGAUGCCUCAGACGAUCUCCCGCCUGCGUGUGGACCUGGAGUGCAUGUGCACCAGGGAACGCUGCCUAGGGGACGUGCUCUGCUUCCUCCACCACUCUGAUUAUGAGCUGUGGUUACAGCAGGAGCCCAGCCUGCUACAAACCCUCUGCUCCGACUCUUACCUCGACGCCCAGAAAACUGCCUUCUGGCUCCAGGCACUGAUGAGUACAGCCUGCAAAUCUGAGCCUUGGGCUGCCACACACAAACUAACAGUGCUGCCCACCACAUGCUCCUGCAAGAUGAAGCUGACCUCCACCUUCAGAAGAUCUCUCUGCAUUGAGCUAAUCUUGGCAGUGCAGGAAGAAGACUCUAGUACAUUUGUGCCCAUUGGAUAG
Molecule: messenger RNA, 591 nt
Organism: Apaloderma vittatum (bar-tailed trogon)
Lineage: Eukaryota; Metazoa; Chordata; Aves; Trogoniformes; Trogonidae
Product: inositol 1,4,5-trisphosphate receptor-interacting protein-like 1
Exons: 1
Coding region: 1-591 (196 amino acids)
Cellular component (GO): membrane
Source: RefSeq, a predicted model, not a curated record